Messenger RNA from Gaeumannomyces tritici R3-111a-1, 2381 nucleotides. RefSeq lists its product as hypothetical. Bases 84 to 2240 code for a protein of 718 amino acids. The record is from RefSeq and is a predicted model, not a curated record. Lineage: Eukaryota; Fungi; Ascomycota; Sordariomycetes; Magnaporthales; Magnaporthaceae. The transcript has 2 exons.
CGCGAACCGUCGUUGUAAACCGAUUGCGAAGCCCUGGUUUGCAACAUUUCACCUGGACAUGUUCGCACCUAAAUAGUUGAUAGAUGCAAUCUACAACCAUGUCACAAAAGCAAAAGGAUUCGGACUUGCCUCACAGCGGCGGCAGUGCUGUAUUGCGCUGGAGGAGGCUGACGACGGUCGCUGCCGCCGUCUUGAUCGCUAGCUUCUGCCUCUGGCAGCGCUCGCCGACGAGCCCAUGGCCUAGCUUUGCGUCUCCCAAGACCCCCAGCGACGGCUACACGGACUGGGACGCCAUCGCCCCCAGCGAGAAGCUCUCUUGGGUCCCAUGCUUCCGCUCGUACCCCGGCGACUUCCUGUGUGCCCGCCUGACGGUGCCAAUGGACUGGAACCGGCCCCUGAACGCGUCCGCUGCCCACCCCAAAGUCCAUAUCGCAAUGGUCAUGCUGCCCGGCGACGGUCAUUCGCUCGAGUCGGGCCGCUUCGCCGCCUCGCCCGUCAUCAUGAACCCUGGCGGCCCUGGAGGCUCAGGCACCAGCGCCAUGCUCUCCGCAGGCCUGGCCCUCCAAGCCGUCGUCGGCCGCCACCACGACCUGCUGAGCUUCGACCCGCGGGGCAUCGGCGCCACCUGGCCCCAGGCCGACUGCUUCCUCGACGACUUUGCUCCCGAGGACCCUCCCACCCACGAGGAGCGCAAUGCCGCCCUCCUCCGUCGCCUGACGUCCAAGCUGGAGACGCAGGUGAUCGGGCUUGCCAACUCGACCGACAGGGCUCUCGCCCUGACCACCGCCCGCGCCCGCGCCCAGUCGAAGCUCUGCAAAGCGAAGGAUGGCCCGGACAGCAUCUUUCGCUACGUGGGCACCCCCAACGUCGCCCGCGACCUGCUCGCCAUAGUGAACGCUUGGGACGCAUGGACCGACACGCUGGGCGCAGUGGCAGCUCGUCCGGAGCAGCCCUCGGAGGACACACGGGGGAAGCUGGUCUACUGGGGCCUCAGCUAUGGCACCGUUCUCGGUGCCACUUUUGCAUCCAUGUUCCCCAACUCGGUCGGCCGCCUCGUCCUAGAUGGCGUCAUGAAAGCCGACAUGUACUCCAGAGAUGUCUGGGCCGACGCCCUCGCCGACACCGACUCGGUUCUUGCCUCCUUCUUCGGCUACUGCCACGACGCCCAGGAGAGGUGUUAUUUCUACCGAAAGGGCGACGGCCCCGAGGCCAUGGCGGCGCGGUACAAGCGCCUGAUGGCCCGCCUCGAGGAAGACCCCAUCAUCGUGAUCCCAAACCAGGUGCGCAUGCCUAUGCUCCUGCGCGCCUCGGACCUCAAGACUGCCGUUUUCGGCAUGCUGUAUUUCCCGGUAGCCACCUUCCCCACGCUCUCCCUCCUGCUCUUCAUCAUUGAGAGCGGACUUGACUUGAGCCAGCUCGUGGUGCCGCCAAACCUCGCGCCCGUUUGCAGUGCCACAUACGCGCCCGUCCCAUAUCCCGAAGAUAGCCAAUUGGCGAUUAUGUGCAGCGACCGGCGCCAUCAUUGGAAGGAGAACCUCGCGGAUCUGCAGGUCGUUUUCGAGGAACUGGCCCGAGUAUCUGCAUUUAGUGAUUUUUGGAUGCUUAUAAUGGCCACCUGCGCGGGCUGGAACAUCGACCCAGUUGACCCUCCCGAGUUCAACCUCGGCGGUUUCCCCGGCCCAGACAGCCCGCCAGUCAACACCUCCUUCCCCGUCUUCUUCGUCUCAAACACGUACGACCCCGUGACCCCCCUGGAGGGUGGGCUCGCCAUGAGCCGCCGGUUCGCUGGCUCCGGGUUUUUGGAGCUUCAGGCCUCGGGACACUGCACCUUGGCGGCCGUCUCUCUGUGCACAAUCGCCAAAAUCCGCGCGUACCUAGACCGAGGCCUCGUCCCGGACCCGCCUGUCAUCGAUCCCGCCUCGAUUUCCGGGAGCAACGGCGGCAGGCCCACCGGUCGCUGGGAGACGUGUGAGAGCAACGAGAAGCCCUGGAAGCCUUUCGACGGCCGUACGGGGCAUCUCGGCAUCAGCAGUCUGCCGGAGCCGGAUGUUGUGGCGGCGGCGUGGCAGCAGGUUCAGCAAACCUUUCGCAAGCAUGUAGGGAGCCACCUUCCUACCUCGCCAUUGCUGGGGACCGUUCUCGACAUGGACGCCAGUCUCGCCGCCGACCUCUUUGAGAAGCUGAAAGUCGGCCCCGCUGCCGACCAGGCGGAGAGCCCAAGCACGAUUAGCGAAUUGUAAAAGGGGGCAUAUUUUGACCGUAGGAAGCACAGCGGAUGUCUUUUCAAAGGCAUCAUGUACACACCGAAGUAUAUGCACAUGACGGUUACAGGAAUGUGUGAAAUACAAAGCGAGAUGUCGAUCCUCUUUUCCUCUAGAGCC